Molecule: messenger RNA, 3998 nt
Organism: Xiphias gladius (swordfish)
Lineage: Eukaryota; Metazoa; Chordata; Actinopteri; Istiophoriformes; Xiphiidae
Gene: acads
Product: acyl-CoA dehydrogenase short chain
Exons: 10
Coding region: 45-1262 (405 amino acids)
Biological process (GO): fatty acid beta-oxidation using acyl-CoA dehydrogenase; butyrate catabolic process
Cellular component (GO): mitochondrion
Molecular function (GO): flavin adenine dinucleotide binding
Source: RefSeq, a predicted model, not a curated record
ACGAAUCGGUGGAGGGUUGUGCAUCAGACCGAGAGGAAGGAACCAUGGCUGCCCUUUUCAAAGCAAGGAAAGCUCUUGGCUUGUGUCUCGGUGGUUGUCGAGGUCUGUCUCAGCUGGCAGAGUUACCGGAGACUCAUCAGAUACUGAGACAGACCUGCAGAGACUACGCUGACAGAGAACUAAUCCCAAUCGCUGCCAGACUCGAUAAAGAGCAUUCUUACCCCUCCCAGCAGAUUCAGGAGUUGGGGGCGAUGGGGGUGAUGGCCAUGGAGGUACCAGAGGAGCUGGGUGGUGCUGGGAUGGACUAUCUGGCGUACAGCGUGGCUAUGGAGGAAAUCAGCCGAGGCUGUGCCAGCACUGGAGUCGUGGUCUCUGUUAACAAUUCUCUCUACAUCGGACCAAUAUUGAAGUUUGGUACAGAAGAACAGAAAAAGCAGUGGAUCACACCGUUCACCACCGGAGAGAAGGUGGGCUGUUUCGCCCUCAGUGAGCCAGGUAACGGCAGUGAUGCAGGCGCAGCCUCCACGGUGGCUCAGCAGGAUCAAGACGAGUGGGUGCUGAAUGGAACCAAAGCCUGGAUCACCAACAGCUGGGACGCCUCCGCCACUGUCGUGUUCGCCACCACGGACAAGAAACUCAAACACAAGGGUAUCAGUGCAUUCCUGAUCCCCAUGCCACACCCGGGGCUUUCUCUAGGGAAGAAGGAAGAUAAGCUGGGCAUCAGAGCCUCGUCCACUGCUAACAUCAUCCUGGAGGACUGCAGGAUACCACUGGGCAACAUGCUGGGUCCUCGGGGUGCUGGAUUCAAGAUCGCCAUGCAAACCCUGGACAGCGGACGGAUCGGUAUUGCAGCUCAGGCUCUCGGUAUCGCUCAGGCUUCUCUGGACUGUGCUGCGGACUACGCGCACAAACGCACCGCAUUCGGAGCCCCCAUCGGCAAGCUGCAGGCCAUACAGUUCAAACUGGCUGACAUGGCUGUGGCAUUAGAGAGUGCCCGUCUGCUCACCUGGAAGGCCGCGCUUCUUCGAGAUUCAAAGAAGCCCUUCACCAAGGAAGCAGCCAUGGCCAAGCUGGCCGCGUCUGAAGCUGCCACCUUCUGCUCACAUCAGGCAAUCCAGGUUCUGGGUGGGAUGGGGUACGUGGCCGACAUGCCCGCCGAGAGGCACUACCGCGACGCUCGCAUUACCGAGAUCUACGAGGGCACCAGUGAGAUCCAGAGACUGGUUAUCGCCGGCCAGUUGCUGAAGGAAUACCAGUCGUAGACGACGCACCUUUUGUCAGUGCCUUCCGGUGCAAUAUGGACAGAUAAGCCCCGAGCUGAAAUCAGAUAAGUCAACCCAGAGACAUCACCUCAUCCAGGAAGAUAAAGAAGCCGGUGUGCGCUAGCUCAACACACGAGCUAAGGGACAACUUUUCUACUUUUUGGCAACAGGCCUAUUAUAUCAGGUUUGGAUCAGAGAGGACACUGCAGAAGUUCAUAGCAGAUUCACAGGAUUUUACGUGUCCGUUACCUCCACCGUCUCACGUUCAAGGGGAAUUCAGGAAUAAAUUUAAAGUGGCAAUCUUGACGAUUUCAAUCCUCGGUUUGCUUCAGUGGGAGUGUCGCCACAGACGCCCCAGUUCAUAAAACUGCAAAUACAUACUAUUGCAUUACUUUCAUCGGUGGCCACAGGCCCGGUCACCAUUGUUACCUCAUUCUGCAAUAGCCAGUGACUAACAGACCGUUAUUUAAAUGAAAAUCUUCGGGAUUGCCACUUUAACCCACUGUAAGCUAAACAAGUUCAGACUUGCCUCCACCGCCUUAAGUGCUUUGCCAGUUUAAAGGGUCAGUUCAACUAAAUUUUAAAAAAAGGGACAUAUUUUCUCUCGGUGGUAUGGAGCACUACAGAUCCCAUCCCUAAUGACGACCGGUGUUCGAAAGUCAUCACGUCCGAAUGUAAAAGAAAAACCAUAUCAGCGCCACUUUUUCCAUCGAUGUCUGUUCCGCCUCCCAAGCAGCACGCAGAAGUGACGACGUGCGUCCCGGUAUUUCCGUUUUGUAGCAACGUAUAUCCGAAAUGUUCUUGAUUUAUAAAAACGCAGUGGAAACACAAGACAGAGCCGAGAACCAAAGGCUUCCAGGUUCUUACAAGUUCGGGUCGUGGGGAGGCUCCAGGCUGCGGGUCGUGAAGUUCCCCUAGUGGGGAAGGGUUUUUUCUCUGAGUAGUCCACAGGCCUUUCUUCCAAAUAGUUCCUAUAAGCAUACUUUUUUUUUUCUUCUUUGACAAAACAAUCCAACUCUCUUCAUCAAGGUGCUCUUCAUCGGUUUUUCCAGUCCAGUAUCCUCCGGUCUCCCCUCCUCGGCGGGAGACCGGAGUUUGCGUCCAGUCACAGACCUUCGAUUUACGCCCAGUUUUUUUUUAAGGAUCUUUACCGUAUUCCAGUUCCGCAGGUACUGUACAAACAGAGUAUUCAAAAUAAAAACGUUAGUGCCGGACGUCAUGCAGAGUUAUCGAACCGGCCGAUAGCCACGUCUCCGUCUGGCGUUACGGUUGCUUUUUCCAGAGCUUUCAACUGCAUCACGCGGUUCAUCAGUGGAGGGAACUCGCCGGGGAAAGAUCGAGGCCGCCCACGUCGGACGCCGGUGGCCAUCUCUGAUCAGAAACAAGGUUAUGAUGUCGCCACAUAUACAGCCGCUCGUUAUCCGGUGUUUUACAUUUCCUUAAGUCAGUUCCGGUCAGUGAUGAAGACCGUGAGAGGCAGUUGAAAGCUCAGUACUAGACAUGAGUAGGUUUAUUUACCCGCCGUCCCAGCAGCAGGGGCCGUUCACGUGCAAUCGAAGUACCUGAUUUCCUUCCUCUCUGAGUCAUGACUCCGGUCAAAUCCGAACACACAGACAUGACACUCGUACGUUUAGAUUCAGUGUGACUUGCGCUUUCCCAGGGUGUCGUUAUAACAUCCGUGAGUCUGAGUAGAAAUCUAUUGAGGCCUUACAUCUGCAGAACCUGCCUAAGAAUCAUCAGUUUUUUUAAGUUUUCUCCGGUGUCACGGCGAUCCAGUGACCUGGGUCUGCUGCGCAUCCGCGGGCGUGUUGCAAACUGGAGCCGCUGAAAGCGAAUUCAGCAGCUUUUAGUGGUCAGUUUGCCAAAUAUAGGAGUAAAAGAAAAAAAGAAAAAACUGUGGUCGAGUUGUAGCCCAGAGUGUGAGUCAGUGUGAGUCAGUGUGAGUCAGUGUGAGUGUAAUUCUGAACCCGGUCUGACUCAGGUCCCAGGUCAGGCCUCGGCUCCUCAGAGCCUCGUGGACCUACGAGGACCUCUGCUGACAGGGUUUGGAUUGAACCGCCGCAGGCUCUCGAAAAUAUCUGACGUCAAGGCGUUAAAGUGUGUCAGGUUAUUAUCUGCGAGAUAAUAAAGUGGCAACGACAUAAUGAACAGCUCAGCAUUAGUUUAUCUACCGUAGAUGUGCAAUAGUUUCUAGUCAGAGUUCGGCAUGUUCAGCACCCAUGUCGAGAACGGAUUUCCAUGCUUAUGUACUGUAUGUUUUUGUGAUUUGGGUGAACUGACCCUUUAAUAUCUGAACCCAGGUUUGUUUCGUCCUGACACGGACUCUUAUCACCUACAGUACAGGAGGGGAAAAAAACCCCCAACGUUUUCUCUUGAGUACCUUUUUUUUUCUGUGUGUCCUGUGACGGGGUUCAACCAGCAGAGGGCGACGCCGUGCCCUUGCGGGUUUCCCCGACCCAUUUCCGCCUCGGGCAGAUCGUCGAGCCGCAGGAGACGCUCCGCUCCUGCGCGAGUCGCUGUUCGGCAUAGGACGAGGCGACACCUGAGCGACGGAAGCCCGCUCGGACCGGAGGGGGAGGGGCCACGGCAGUUCGGAGUUACUCGUAUGAGUUCGUCGACGACUGUGAGGCUGUGUCGUGGAUUCUCUCAGACGUCUCGUGCCUCAAUGACCUGUACAUAUUUUGCUGUAAUUUAUUGUUUGCAGAUGGUAAUAAAACACACUCACAACGCUCUGUA